This is a messenger RNA of Plutella xylostella (diamondback moth), 2487 nucleotides long. RefSeq lists its product as uncharacterized. The record is from RefSeq and is a predicted model, not a curated record. Lineage: Eukaryota; Metazoa; Arthropoda; Insecta; Lepidoptera; Plutellidae.
CGCAUCACAACGCCUUCAGGUCUGAACAUAAACCAUUUUAAGACGUAACGACGACGACAAGAAGAUGCCACGGACGACGACGGGAGAUGACGGGGAGGCAGUCGGAACAUCAGGACCGCUCACGUACACGGAGGAGCUGGUAGCUAAGUUCAGUGGGUGCGACCAGACCGAUUCCGCAGCACGGUGGGCGCAGGAGGUCGAUGACAACGCCGAGAUCUUCGGGUGGACGGAGCUGCAGCGGCUGAUCGUGGGGCGCAGGUCACUGACCGGUACGGCGGCACUCUGGCUGCGUUCAGAGAAACCCUUCAAGACGUGGGAGGCUCUGAAGACGGCGGUCACCAAGGAGUUCCCAGACACCGUAGAUUCCAAGACGAUCCAUGAGUUAAUGAGCAGCCGGAAGAAGAAAGCAAAUGAGACGUGCCUAGACUACAUGCUGUUAAUGAAAGAGCUCGGCAAGCGAGGCAAGAUGCCCGACUACGUCGCUAUAAAAUACAUCGUGGACGGAAUACUAGACGACGAGUUGCAUAAGGUGAUGCUGUACGGCGUGACGACCUAUGGGGAUCUGAAAGAUAAGUUGAAAGUGUACGAGACCAUCAGGCAGAAGUCGAGCGGAAGACGGGCACCGGUCUUCAAUCGUCUACCUACUGCAACUACACCCGCAGGCCCCGCAGCAGCUGCACUCGCGCCAGGCAACAGGACGACGGCCGUGCGACUGUGCUACAACUGUGGAGAGAGUCAACACAUGUCAGCAGAUUGCCCGUACAGACAGAGAGGUAUUAAAUGUUUCCGCUGCAACGACUUUGGACAUAUUGCUACGCAGUGUCAACAGCCAGGCGGAAGCGGCAACUGGCGGAGCAACGACGCGUUUGGACGAGGACGACCUGGUCUGCAGCAACCUCAGCGUGGGCCGACGCGUUCAAUGUUCACAGAGUCAAACAACGAAAAUUCAGCAGCGACAGCCAGUGACAGUUCAAACUGUAUGGACGUCAACGUCAAGAUGACAGAUGCGAAUACAAAUGUAAAUGUAAACAAACAGACGGAAAGACGAAAGCCGAUGAAGACUAUUGAAAUUUCAGACUGCAAAAUGACUGCUUUAAUAGAUACGGGCAGUGAAGUUAACUUGUUAACCGACGAAUACUACAAACUGAUAGGUUCGCCUAAGUUUGACGAGGGACAUGUGAGUGCUUUGGUGGGACUCGGACAAUUGGAAGUGAAACCCCUAGGGAAAGUCACUUUAAGUAUGAAUAUAGAUAAAGAACAUUAUAAUAACGUAUUGUUUCAUGUUGUGAAUAGAAGUUGUUUGCCUUACGAUGUGAUAAUUGGUCAAGAUUUUUUGAGAAGAGUGGUAUUGAUUAUGGAAGACGGACGCGCGAGUUUACGUAUGAAAGAUGACGAAUGGAUGAAACAAGUAGGGUGUUAUACGUGCGAUUCUGUGGUUGUAGAUUACAUUGGUGAUAUCCAGUACAAGGAGCAGCUGACGGAGAUGGUAGAGAACUACCAGCCCCUACAGGUCAAGGAGGCUCCCAUACAGAUGAAGAUCGUGCUGAAGGAUGAUAUCCCGGUGGCUCAGCGGCCGAGACGUAUUUCACUAGCAGAGCAAAAGGUAGUAGAAAACCAAGUAAGAGAGUGGCUGGACGACAACAUUAUUCAGGUGAGUUAUUCAGAGUAUGCUAGCCCUUUAGUUUUAGUUAAGAAGAAAGACGGGGACACCAGAGUCUGUGUAGAUUAUAGAUUGUUAAAUAGGAAAAUGGUGAAAGACAGAGGUAGGAAGGAGAGUCACAAGUACAAGGAGGGAGACUUGGUGGCAAUUAAGAGGACUCAAUUUGGUGUGUGUCUUAAAUUGAAACCUAAGUACCUAGGUCCCUACGUAGUGAAGAAGGUGAAGCGGAAUGACAGGUAUGAUGUAGAGAAAUUAGAUCCCAGCAGCGAAGGUCCAGGUCGUACUUCUAGCUCUGCAGACCACAUGAAACCGUGGCCAGACCAUAAAGAGUAAGUAAGUUCUUAUUUUGUUUUGUUAUUGCAUAAUAUUCUAUUGGUGUCGGUAUGAUAGUGAUGAUGAAUGAAGAAGUCAGUGAUGGUAAUAAAUAAGUUAUGUGUGAGCAGUAAAUAAAGUCAAUCUAGAUAGGUUUUGUAAUGAUUGUAAGGUUAAACCCUAAGUUGAAAUCUAACUAAUCUAAAUUGUUGUUAACUUGAGUUGCUAAGUUUUUAGUUUUUUUUGUUUUAAUAAGAAGAUUAUCUUUAACGUUUGAUAAUGCUAUGUUUUAUAUUGUGUGUAACCUUGUACUUUACAGUUAUUGUAAUGAAUAAGGCUGAGGGCAGCCUUAAUGUCAGGAUGGCCGAGUGUGGGAGUGGAACAGAACGCAAGGUGAAGUAUCCAUGACGACGAAUAACAGAGGAGCAUAGAGUGAAAGCAGAGUGUGAAAAGACGUAAAGACGUAAAGACGAUUAAGUUUGGUAUAAAUUAAACGACGUGAUACAUCAUUAAAA